AUGAAUAAUAAUAAUCAUAACAAUCUUAAUAAAGAUUUCAAGAGUGCAAUUGUAAUUGUCCCCCCUCAAGAUUUAUUGGAUCAAGUACAAGCAAUUAGAAAGCAACAUGAUAAGUCAUACGAACGGUGGAUGCCUCAUAUCAACUUGAUCUUCCCAUUUGUAAAGAUAGAUCAAUUUGAAGAGAAACAUGAACAAUUACAGAGUGUAUUAUCAUACUUUUCAUCAUUCACAUUGGUAUUUAAAGAGUUUUCAAACUUUCAACAUGGAAAGUCUUCAGUGAUCUGGCUCAAGCCAGAGACGCCAGACCAACCCAAUGCAAUCAACCAACUCCAACGUAUAUUGGAAACGAAUCUCCCAGGGUUUGACGAACUUUCAAACAAGUCAGAGGCAGGCUUUUGCCCGCAUAUGACGGUAGGGCAGUCUGCAGCAGGCAAGCAAACCACCGACAAGAUUACACAGUUCCAAACAGACUUUAAGCCAAUUGAAUUCCAAGUUAAAGAGAUUUACCUCAUUCAUCGUGAUGGAGAAGUUCCCUUCACCAUUCGAAAGACAUUAAAAUUGGGUGGUAGUGAUUAA
Cavenderia fasciculata is the source of this 576-nucleotide messenger RNA. RefSeq lists its product as uncharacterized. The coding region runs from base 1 to 576 and encodes 191 amino acids. The record is from RefSeq and is a predicted model, not a curated record. The transcript is spliced from 2 exons. NCBI's taxonomy places the organism in Eukaryota, Evosea, Eumycetozoa, Acytosteliales, Cavenderiaceae.